GGGGAGCGCGCGGGACGCGGGCUCGGGGAGGCGCUGACUCCCGGGGCCCUUUUUCUUCUCCGCGCCGCUGGUCACCCUGCGCGCGUCAGCAUGGUGUGGGCGACGCUCCUCUGGAUGGGCUUCCUCUGCCACCUGUGCCAGGGCUACUUUGACGGCCCUCUGUACCCAGAGAUGUCCAACGGGACCCUGCACCACUACUUCGUGCCGGACGGGGACUACGAGGAGAACGACGACCCCGAGAAGUGCCAGCUGCUGUUCCGCGUGAGCGAGCGCCGGCGCUGCGCCCAGGGCGCGGGGAGCCCGGCCGGGGACGCGCUGCGCCUGAGCCUGCGCGAGGAGUUCACCGUGCUGGGCCGCCAGGUGGAGGACUCGGGCCGCGUGCUGGAGGGCAUCAGCAAGAGCAUCUCCUACGACCUGGACGGCGAGGAGAGCUACGGCAAGUACCUGCGCCGCGAGUCGCACCAGAUCGGGGACGCCUACUCCAACUCGGACAAGUCCCUCACCGAGCUGGAGAGCAAGUUCCGGCAGGGCCAGGAGCAGGACGGCCGGCAGGAGAGCCGGCUGCACGAGGACUUCCUGGGGAUGCUGGUGCACACCCGCGCCCUGCUCAAGGAGACGCUGGGCAUCUCCGCGGGGCUCAGGGACAAGUACGAGCUGCUGGCCCUCACCAUCCGCAGCCACGGGACGCGCCUCGGUCGGCUGAAGAACGACUGCCUGAAAGUCUAGGUGGCGGAGCCGACCUGUCUGCGGUGGGGGCGGGAAGGAGGCAGGGCUCGGUUUUCCCGUACACUUGCGAUUUGUACAUCCGGAUUUGCACUUUGAGGAUGGAUCUGAGGUCGUUUGAAAAGGAAAGGGAAAGUUGAGAGGUCAGGUGGCUGUGCUUUUGUGCGUUGCUUUGGGACCUCUCUUGAUUUGUCACCUGUACAGAUGACACCUCCUGUCAUCCAAUUCCAGCGACACCUCCUGUCCAGAGGGGGCGUGCUUCCUAACUGCAGAGACGGGGCUCCAGCCACCUGGGAGGUGGCGGUGGGAACUGGCCGAACCCCUGUCCUGGAGACAGGCCCACCCCGGGGCACAGGCAGCCCUCCCUGCUUUGUGCGUGAGGUCCGAGUGUGGCUGUUGCGCCCGCAGCCCCUGCGAGUGGCUGGCUUACUCCCCUUCGCUCUCUUAUUUAUUAAGCACGGUCUGUGAGCUGUUUUCGUUUCUUGUACGAGUCGAGAAACCCCGUGCCAGCCUCCUGUGCAGUUACAAGGUUGCUCUGGGCGGUGUGUCCGGGGAGCGGGGGAGUUCAGAAGGCUGAGCGCUGCAGCUUUGAGGUGGCCACCCGCACCCGCCCACGUGGGGACUGCUGCACUGCCCCGCGCGUCUGCUUCCCCACUGUGCCGUGCUCAGUCACAAAGAAGUAGACAGAGUGCUAGAGCCCCGCGUGCCUGCCGUUCCCGUUACUAAUGUACUCUUCCUCAGUGAGGCAGGGGCGCUUCUUUCUGCUUCUUGUGAACUUGUAUUUCAAGGAAGGGGAAUUCUAAUUCUAACAACUCCUUAUCUAAGUUUUAUUAUUCAGGCAAUAAAUAUGUUUUCAGAUAA
Messenger RNA from Chinchilla lanigera (long-tailed chinchilla), 1584 nucleotides. It is a transcript of the gene Fibin, whose product is annotated as fin bud initiation factor homolog (zebrafish). Lineage: Eukaryota; Metazoa; Chordata; Mammalia; Rodentia; Chinchillidae. The coding region runs from base 91 to 726 and encodes 211 amino acids. The transcript has a single exon. The record is from RefSeq and is a predicted model, not a curated record.